This is a messenger RNA of Magallana angulata, 3202 nucleotides long. RefSeq names its product kelch-like protein 18. The transcript has 7 exons. Gene Ontology annotation, molecular function: protein binding. The coding region runs from base 414 to 2291 and encodes 625 amino acids. The record is from RefSeq and is a predicted model, not a curated record. Lineage: Eukaryota; Metazoa; Mollusca; Bivalvia; Ostreida; Ostreidae.
CCGAAGCAAAAUAGAAAUCAGAAGGAUGAGAAUGCCUACUUUAGUAAAUAAUUCAGACGAAAGGAGCUGGUGACAUUAUUUAGAAAUUCAAAACACUACAUCUAAUAAAGAUUUAUGCCCAUGCAACAACAGACUCUUAUGCAUGUAUUAUUUGUGGAAGAUAUGUUGAUGCCAUAACAUCACUGUAAGUAUGGUGAACAAAACACAUCAUUCUGUCUGUGCAUGCUAGUUGUGAAGUACGCUUUACUGUGUGAAGGAUUAUGCAAUGAACAGUAAGACCCCGUGUACAAAAAAUACUUUUUAAAGAUGCAAAAAAGUAUCUGUACAUAUACGUGAACCUAGGAUCUUUCACCUGAUAAAUUCAUUUUAACAGUAUACAGGAAGGGAAUUGCUUAAUCAUAACAGUCCAUAGAAUGUCUGUGUACACAGGAAAGAGGGACUCCAUGUCAUUACCUGUAAACUUCUGUCCGUCUCUCUUGCGUGGACUUAACCGUGGGAGCAUGGAGUCGGUAAUGAGCAUUAAUGGAUCGUGUGAGUCCGGCGACGAUUACAGAUACGCAGAGGUUUCCCAUCCUGCUCAGAUGUUAGCGGGAUUACAGACCUUAAGACGAAACAGCAAGCUGUGUGAUGUUACAUUAUGCGUCGACGGACGGGAAUUCCCGUGUCACAGAUGUGUUCUGGCUGCGUUUAGUUCAUACUUUGAGGCCAUGUUUAGUGGGAACAUGGUAGAGAGUCAGCAAAACAAAGUCACCAUCAACGGAAUCGAAUCCUCCAUCCUAGAAAAAUUGCUAGAUUAUGCAUAUACAUCAGAGAUCACAAUAAAUAGACAAAAUGUUCAGAAUCUUUUAGCAGCAUCUAAUUUACUUGAAAUCAUGCAAGUCAAGGAAGCCUGCUGCCAUUAUUUAGAACAAAACAUGGAUGAAACGAAUGUUGUUGGAAUCCACUGUUUUGCAGAAAUACAUGCUUGUGAUGACCUACAACAAAAAUCUAGAGACUUCAUUCUGCAGAAUUUCACAGCCGUGUCACAAACUGAAGAGUUCAACAAUCUAUCCCAGAGCAAAUUGACGGAACUUCUGUCAGAUGACGAAUUGAUUGUGGAUUCUGAAGAGACUGUAUAUGAAGCCGCCAUGAGGUGGCUGGACCAUAGCAGUGAAAACCGCCUGGGUGAAUUCCACCACGUUCUCGAGUGUGUGCGAUUACCCAUGAUCAAUCCUUACUAUUUACAUGACUUUGUGGAACAAAAUGAUGUCAUAAAAUCUUGUGAACUUUGUAAGAAGCUUGUGGAUGAGGCCAAAAAUUUCCAUCUCCUUCCCGACAGAAGAACAGAAUUCAAUAACAAACGUACAAGGAUACGUAAAUCUGCAGGUUUUGUGGAGGUGGUGGUGGCUGUGGGUGGAGAGGAUGACAAGGUGGUGUUACGGAGCGUGGAGACCUUUGACCCUAUUACAUUGACCUGGAAACCACUCGCUUGUCUCCCGUUUGCUAUCAGUAAACACGGACUUGUUUCUGUUGGUGGUGCUUCCCUCUAUCUGGCUGGAGGAGAGUAUCCAGAUGGGAAUGCGAGCCGGAGUGUCUGGAGGUACGAUCCCUGUCUGGAUACCUGGGAUGAGAUGCAGAGCAUGCAAACCCCCAGAUCUGAGCUAGGGCUUGCUAUGUUGGACGGUUACAUGUAUGCCGUUGGGGGUUGGGACGGCUCUAUGAGGCUGGAUACUGUUGAGCAGUACAACCUAUACACCAAUGCCUGGUGUCUCGUCUCCAACAUGAAGAUGGCUCUGACCAGUCCGGCUGUGGCAGCAGUGGAUGGAUGUCUCUUUGUCACAGGUGGAGCUGUGUUGGAGGAUGGUGAUGGGAUAGAGUUAGUCCAGUGUUACAAUCCACGCUCAGACGUCUGGUCGGAGAAGUCCCCCAUGCUGAUCCCCCGCUCAGGCUCGGGGGCCUGUGUCUUGGAUGGAAUGAUUUAUAUCAUAGGUGGCUGGCAUGCUUCCACAGAGAAUACAAACAAAGUGGAGUGUUUCAAUCCCCGCACCAACCAGUGGACCCAGAAAGCGUCUCUGUCAGAGAGGAGAUACCGCCCUGGAGUGGCGGUGGUGGGUGGGAAGAUCUAUGUGUGUGGGGGCGAGGAGGGAUGGGACAGAUAUCAUGACACAAUUGAGUGUUAUGACCCAGAAUCGGACAGCUGGGAAAUCAUCGCAGAAAUGCAGUCCAGUAGAAGCUGGCUCAGUUGUGUAUCCAUGGUGAUCAGGAAAGAAAUCAUCAACAAAGAAAGAUCCACCCCAUUCUGCAAUGUCUGAUUGUCAGGCUAAUAUUCCACAUGCAUUUUGACUGUCUGAAAGACUAAGUGGUUCCUAUGAAAGCCAUAUCCACAACUCCUACAUAGCAUCACUACACUAUCAUGACCCUUGGUAAUUUUCAUGUAUUCAGUUAACCCCCUUCCCCUUUCCUUUAUUCUACUUUAAAGAACAAAUGUCAUAUCAGAAUACAUUUAUAAAUGAUUCUUGUUUCAUUGUACAUGUAUAUGUUUUCAUGAAAAUCUUGCACUGUCUCUUUUUAAAAAGGAUAUUGCAUGAACAUAACAUUAAUAUAUAGAAACUUAAUGAAAACUAGGUUAGUUUUCACCACUGAUUUUAUAAUGUCAAUCCUUUUUGUCAAAUAAUGUCUGGAGUACCAAUUAUUGUCUCCUAUUCCCAUUUGUAAGUACUUAAGGGAGAACACAAUAAACAUACCAAAUAUAAAGUUGUGUUGUUGGCUGCUAAUUAAUGUAAAUGUGUUCCGCAUUGUUACAAUGCUUUAGAUUGAGUUUUAAGAAGAAAUCCAAACUGUGUAAGGUUGUAAACAGGAGAGCUGGUCUCUUCUCAUAAACAUGUUACUUUUUGACAAAAGGAGCUUUGAAAGGUUGAUGCAAAGUUAAUGUUAUAUGAGUUAUCCCCCUUGACACAUUUUAAAUACAUUCCGUGCUUGUACUAGGACUGCCAAUGUCGAUAUCAUGACAUUACAUGUAUUAAAUCAUAGUUGUAAUGAUUGUAGUCUUGUCAUUAUGUAGAUCUGAGAUUAAAAUGUAUAUACAUUAAACUUUUUAUAUCAAAAUUAUUAAACUCUUUUAUCUAUCUUACAAUUUGUGUUGUCAUCGGUGACAGUUAUAUUUUAACUGUACAAAUCAUAUGAAGAGAGAGUUAAACAAUAAAAUAAAAUGAAAUACUUUCUU